Molecule: messenger RNA, 1452 nt
Organism: Nerophis lumbriciformis (worm pipefish)
Lineage: Eukaryota; Metazoa; Chordata; Actinopteri; Syngnathiformes; Syngnathidae
Source: RefSeq, a predicted model, not a curated record
AUGCCUUCGUCCGUGCAGAUCCUGACCGGCUCAUGCGUUUAUGUUCCGUGCACAUUCACUAUACAACUGGAUAUGGACAAAAAACUGGACGACACCUGCGCAGUCAUUUGGUAUCCCAAAGCCGGACCUAAAGUGUUCGACUCUAGGCGCACGAAGACGGAGAAUGCCAGGUUAAACUUACUGCAGGGAAAUGUUGUUGGGAACGUGCUGGAAAAAAACUGUAGCACCAUCAUGGAACCAAAGUCGUCAAAGGACGUCGGCCCGUAUCACUUUAGGCUGGAGUGUGCCAACGCACUUAAGUACAGUUAUAAGAAGACAUCUGUUAAAUGGGACUUUCAAGACUCAGCGCCCCAACCCACUAUCGAACCUACCACGGUGGAGGUUGUGGAGGGUACUGUGCUGGCCUUAAAGUGUCAAGCGCCGGUUCUUUGCCCAACGUUGCCCCCGCUGUUGACGUGGGCGCCAGAGUUAGGCACUGUCCAGGAGGAAAUGGAUGCAAACGUCUCAGCGGUCAUGACGUUUAACACCACUUAUCUACACGACAACGUUAAUGUGACUUGCAGCGCCGUCUACACGAGACAAAAGGGAUACACUGAGCUUUCCACGGAACAGGUGUUGACGCUUCGAGUUUUGCAUGCUCCUAAGAACACAUCAGUUUCAGCAUCGCCACCUGGCUCUUUGCCCGACGGCAGCGCCGUCACUUUGAAGUGCAGCGGCGUGGCCAACCCACCGAUCACUGACGUCAACUGGUACCGUGUGAACGAUAGCGGUGCGACUCUGGUGGGUUCGGGCCAAGAGCUCACCUUUAAUGUCACCAAGCUUUCAGAAGAAAGCUAUUAUUGUGAAAACAACAACAUCCACGGGGCGCAGUCGGCUGAGCCCUUCACCGUUGAUGUCACAUUCGCCCCCGAGAUCCUGACUUCUUCCGACUGCCAAGAUGUCCCAAGCGGGACUCAGUGUUCCUGUAUUAGCCAGGCCAACCCGCCGCCUCUGCUGCAGUGGGAAUGGUUGGGAGUGUUGGUCAAUAACUCCAACCAGAAACACAUCACGGAGCAGUCCCUCGACAAGCUCACUCGCAGAAGCGUCAUCAUCUUUAAGAGCCUGGACAGCAACAGUGGAACUUCUCUGGUUUGCGUCAGCUACAACCAGUUUGGAUAUGACCGUCUAACUUUGAACGUGCCCUUGACCAACUCAGAUAUGACGGCUCUGGUGUGUUCUGUCGUGGCAGUGGUGGCUCUGCUGAUAUUGAGUCUCGUGGUUUUGUACUUUUGGAGGAAACCUGAUUUCAACUUCCAAGCGAGGUGGAGACAAGCAAAUAGCAACGCAGGCGCUUCGGUCACCAAUAAACACAACGUUUCCCAAGUGGACAACUUCACUGCUGUCAACUUGACCAGACUGCGGUCCCUCAACACUGACGAGAUCAAACUGCAACACAUGGGUAGCGACAACUAA